This is a messenger RNA of Akanthomyces muscarius, 1599 nucleotides long. RefSeq lists its product as uncharacterized. The record is from RefSeq and is a predicted model, not a curated record. The transcript has 4 exons. Bases 1 to 1599 code for a protein of 532 amino acids. NCBI's taxonomy places the organism in Eukaryota, Fungi, Ascomycota, Sordariomycetes, Hypocreales, Cordycipitaceae. Gene Ontology annotation, molecular function: transmembrane transporter activity. Gene Ontology annotation, cellular component: membrane. Gene Ontology annotation, biological process: transmembrane transport.
AUGGACCAACCUGCGGAAAAGACGACUGAUGCGGUGGCUGGUGGUCACAGUGCUGGCGCUGUCAAUAACAACAAUGGCAAUGUUGCCCCUGCGCAGGAUGAAGCAGACUCGCAAUCCACCCCUCCGAAGCUCUCUCGUUCCCAAUCCAUCGCCCUUGUCGCCGCCGUCAGCGGAGCAGGUUUCCUCAACACAUUCUCCAGCCAAGCUGCCGUCAUCACGCUUCCAACAAUCUCGAGGGACCUAAAUAUCCCGCCAGGUCGCCAACAGCUGGUUAUAUCCGUCUAUGGGCUUGCUUUUGGGUGCUUUCUCCUGCUGUGGGGAAGAGUCGCCGACGUUUUCAACAAGCGCAUGAUAUUUGUCGUUGGCAGCGUUUGGGUCACACUGAGCACGGCGGUCACAGCCUUUGCGCCAAACGAAGGCGCCUUUCACGCCUUUAGAGCCCUCCAAGGAAUUGGCGCUGCGGCCAAUGUUCCAACGGCAAUUGGCGUCCUCGGCACUACGUUUGCCAGAGGCAAGGCGAGAAUUUACGCCUUCAGCUUCUACUCCGCGGCCACCCCGCUUGGAAGUGUACUUGGAAAUCUUCUUUCAGGUUUCAUCGCCUCCUACACUAGCUGGAAAUGGGUGUUUGGCGUUCUCGCCAUUCUGGCAGCCUGCGUGACCAUUGCCGGUUACUUUACAAUCCCGCCCCAGAAAUCUUCACGAAAUAGUACUGAUGCCCGAUUGCUGGACCGUCUCGACUUGCUGGGGGCCAUCCUCUCGACGACCGGCCUCGGCAGUCUUCUAUACGUUCUCAGCACGGGCAACCAGGCAGGAUGGGCCACACCAUGGGUCCCCGUCGUAAUAGUGGUGGCUGUUGCCCUGAUCAUAGGCUUCAUUGUUUGGGAGACGCAUCUCGAGGCGAGGAACAACUGCCCACCGCUGCUGAGAGUAUCGCUCUUUCGGACUCGAGACUUUUCUGCCUCCAUGGCAGUCAUGUGCAUGCUCUUUGCGUCGUUCAACGGUUUUCUUGUCUACACCACCAUCUUCUAUCAAGACUAUCAGCAACUUUCAGCCUUGCAGACCACUCUUCGCUUCAUUCCGACGGGCGUCGUCGGCGUGGUGAUGGCAAUCUCCAUCGCACCGCUUCUGUCGCGGAUUUCUACAGUUCCGGUGCUUCUAGCAGGAUCCCUUUCUACGUCAAUAUCCUCACUCCUAUUCGCCGUGCCCAUUCCUACCGAUACGUCGUACUUUAAAUACGGACUAUGGGCUAUGAUCCUGGCCACUCUAGGUGCAGACUCAACAACCCCUUGCUUGUACUCGAUUGUUUCGCACGCAGUCUCGGACGAAUACCAGGCUGUCGCUGGCGCAAUGCUCAACGUGUCAAUGCAGCUUGGACGAGUGCUUGGCCUAGCGAUUGCCACUGCUACACAAACUGCAGUUACAGCGAAAGCAAGACAUGCUCAUGUCGGAGGCGACACCAGCGUUUUACCCUGGGACGAGUCCUCCCUCAAGGGACUCCGCGCGGCAAACUGGCUCAACUUUUCAUUUGGCAUAGCAAGUCUGGUUAUCAUCAUUACCGUGUUCUCACGAUCAGCUAAGCCUGCUCGGAACAAUGUUUAG